AUGACGCGCACCAGCACUAGCGCAACAAGCAGCAGCACCACCGUGAGCAGCACCACUGGAUCCAGCAGCGCCACGCGCAGCAGCACCAGCGCAAGCAGCAGCACCACAGUGACCAGCACGACUCGAACCAGGAGCACUACCAGCACCGAGACGUCUGGCACGACCGUGUCCUCGACCACCCUGUCGUCUACCUCCGAGUCGUCGACCACGUCCAUGACGACGACCUCCGCGACGACUUCUUCAACCCUGACCCGGACCACGACCACGGGGACGUCGAGCGUGACUACAAGCACUGAGACUUCUAGCACGACCUUGUCUUCGCCCACCCUGUCGUCCACCUCCGAGUCGUCGUCCACGUCCAUGACGACGACCUCCGAGACGACUUCUUCAACCCUGACCACGACCACGGGGUCGUCGAGCGUGACUAGAAGCACCGAGACGUCUAGCUCGACUGUGUCCUCGACCACCCUGUCGUCUACCUCCGAGUCGUCGACCACGUCCAUGACGACGAUUUCCGCGACGACUUCCUCAACCCUGACCACGACAACGACCACGGGGUCAUCGAGCGUGACUACAAGCACCGAGACGUCUAGCUCGACCUGGUCUUCUACCUCUGAGUCGUCGAUUACGUCCAUAACAACGACCUCCCAGACGUCUUCCCCAACCCUGACCACAACCACGGGGACGUCGAGCGUGAGUACAAGCACCGAGACGUCUAGCUCGACCGUGUCCACUUCGAGCUCGUCAUCGGAGAGUUCCACCACGAGCAUUACUACAACCACUGUGAGUUCAACCACUCAGACUUCCAGCACGACGGUAUCCUCAACCACUGCGAGCUCGACCACGGAAAGCUCCACCACGAGCGUUUCCACAACCACCCUGAGUUCAACCACGCCGACUUUCACCAGCGGGAGUUCCUUGACUAGCGUGUCCUCAAUCACUUCGAUGACAACGACUGAAAGCUCCACCAAAAGCAUGUCUACAACCACGUUGAGUUCAAUCACGCAGACUUCCACCAGCAGGAGUUCCAGCACUUCCUUGUCCUCGACAACGAAAAGCUCCACCACGAGCCUUUCCAACACCACCUUGAGUUCAAUCACUCAGACUUCCACCAGCAGGAGUUCCAGCGCGACCUUGUCCUCGAGAUCGGCGAGUUCCACGACGAGCAUCUCCUCAUCGACCUUGAGUUCAACCACUCAGACCUCCACCUCCUUGAGUUCAAGCACUCAGACUUCCGCCAGCUGGAGUUCCAGCACGACCGUGUCGUCGACCUCUGCAAGCUCGACUACGGAAACUCCACCACUAGCCUUUCCACAACCACUUUUAGUUCAACAACGCAGACUUCAAGCAGUGCCACUUCCACCAGUGAGAGUUCGAGUACGACCGUGUCCUCGAUCACUGCGAGCUCAACCACCGUCAGUACAAGUAGCGGCAGCUCUACCGCGACUCGAUCUUCGCGCACUGAGACGACGUCCACCUUGA
This is a messenger RNA of Prorocentrum cordatum, 1482 nucleotides long. Lineage: Eukaryota; Dinophyceae; Prorocentrales; Prorocentraceae. The record is from the annotation of a GenBank genome assembly.